This is a messenger RNA of Anopheles darlingi, 3341 nucleotides long. Its product is annotated as zinc finger Y-chromosomal protein 1. Bases 258 to 2108 code for a protein of 616 amino acids. The transcript has 2 exons. Gene Ontology annotation, molecular function: zinc ion binding. The record is from RefSeq and is a predicted model, not a curated record. NCBI's taxonomy places the organism in Eukaryota, Metazoa, Arthropoda, Insecta, Diptera, Culicidae. Gene Ontology annotation, cellular component: nucleus.
CAAGGCUUGUCGUCGCGCGGCACAGUGGUUGCGAUAGAAUUUUCACUCUUCUAUCCAUUAAAUCUUAUUUUGUGACCGUGCUUCCGUUUCCGUUUUGCAGCCGAGACCGCGGGGCAGUGGUGCGAAGUGAAGUUCGACGGGGAAAAACCAUCCGUAGGCCGCUGCUGACCUGACGCCGUUUGUGCGCUCCGCGCCCAAAGUGUUUUGCUUUCGUGUGUGUGGCGUUGUUUGUUUAUGCGCGUGAAUCUCGUUGAUGCAUGGAAGCCCAGAAAAAGGCCGCAUUCAACAUGUACAACAAUUCCAACGGUGGUGUCGCGCACGGGGACACUGCAGUUGAGCCGAAGGAAGCGUCAGCUACCACCACCUCCCUCGGCAGCACCGCCGAGCUGCUGCCGGAGGAGACGGCAACGGUAGCGGCGGCCGGUGACACGGCGGAGCUCGAUGAUGCGGAGCGGCUUGCUGCGUCUGAUGCAGUUGCCAAGGAGGAUGCGAAGAUGAUUGCGGCAGCAGACAAGGAAGACGCGCUGAUUGAAGAGGAGGAAAAGGACGAUGCGUCGGUGCUCGUUACGGAAUCCGCUUCCGAGGAGAAUCCGACGGUCGAGAUUUUGGAGCAACCGAUCGAGGAGGUCGAAGAAGAGGAAGAAGCGGCUGCGGCAGAGGUUGUUGACAAGGAUGUAGAAGGUAGCAAAGCGGUGGAUACGGCGACGGAAGAGGAGGAUACUGCACUUGUCGAGGAGCUGGGUGUGGAUGAAAAGGGCACGGUGCAGCUGGUGGAGGUACUGGAACAAGAGGAAGAGGAGGUGGAAACGCUAGUGGAGGAAGAGAUCAUAGAGGAGCAUCUUGACGAGAGCAAGGUGGACAUGGUGCUUCCGGAUGACGCGAUAGUGGAAGAGGACGGCGAUGAGUUGAUCGACGAGGAGGAGGAAGUAGUAGAGGAAGAAGAGGUGCUAAAGGUGGUAUCGGACACUAAGGCGAAUGCCGCUGUCGAUGCCGUGCUGGAGCCAAAAGAAACGGCCGCGGUGGAGGAGUCUCCGAAAGCGGUCCGGGAAGAGCUGGAACUGUGCCGGGUGUGUAUGGGGACGGAGAAACUGUCGGACAUAUUUCAGCUGGAGGGUGCGAUGCGCAUCAGUGAUAUCAUCAUGAAAGUGUGCACCAACAUCCGCAUCACUGAGCGGGACCAUUUGCCUCACAAAAUUUGCGAACGGUGCCUCGGCCAGGUACGAAUCGUGAACGAGUUCAAAGGUCGCUGCGAGGCGUCCGAUAAGGAGCUGCGCAAGAACCUGAAGCGAAGCGCCAACAAAACACGCCGACGGACCGACGUCAUCGUAGUCAACUGUCCCAUCUCGGACUCGGACCACGAGGAUGAGCCAGCCGAUGAUGACGAGUACAAGGUGUCACAGUCGGAGGUGGAAUCGGAACCGGCUACGUCGGAUGACAGCUUUUCACCACCGCAGAAACGACGUCGGACGCCAGCUAAACGUGGCCGUAAGCCCGGAUCAUCGAUCUCCCCCGGUCGACGAGGGCGUCCGGGACGAAAACCGAAAAACAUGGCGGUCGCAACCGUCGCCGUCUCGCCCGCUACGUCCGUCGGUGUGAAACGUGGUCCCGGGCGGCCACCGAAAAAUCCGAAAACACCGCUCCUGUCAAACCUCGUGUACAUCGAGGCACCGGAAGACUCGAGCUCCGGUUCGGACGAUGGAGAUGUGAAGAAAGCGCGCCGAAAGCGUGGCAACCAUCCGUGUCACAAGUGCACCGAAGUGUUUCCGACCCAGAUGGCGCUGAAACAGCAUCUCAAGACGCAUCCGGACGACGUGUUUAACUGUGAUCGGUGUACGCUCCGGUUCAAAACGCAACAGGCGCUCAUCAAUCACAUCGAGCGGCACAAAAAGGCGGACCGGCUGCAGGAGGAGAAGCGCCGCGAGCGGGAACGACGCCAGCAGGAGCGACAGAAAGAGCGAAGGUCGGAUGCGGACUUGAACCUUUCUUCGGCAGGCAGCGUGGAGAAGCGCAAGAAAGUGGAAGCAGGACCGGCCAGCAGUGGUCGUGAUCUGUUCAAGUACGUCGCACCGCCAGCUUCCACCUACUGGAGUGAUAGCUUUUCGGACUAGAGUGACACCAAUGGAAUGGAAACCAACCAAUGGAAUAAUGUGUUUUAGGGCUUUCUGGGUAGUAACUUGAAGCAGUAGGUUAUCUUUAGAAUUCAGCUACACAGAAAAAUUUCGUCUGAAGAACCACCCUCUCAAGUCGCCAUCGGGAAUGUAGGGUCUAACCGUAGCCUGCAGUUAUGGUAGAAAAGCGUACGGUCUAACGGGAGGUAGGGGCGAGUUUCUAGUGCUACAGAAAACGCAAAAAGGGCAUUAUUUGUACAUUAUGGUGAACAAAUCAAAAUAUUGUAGAAUUCAUUUAGCACCGAUAAUUGCUGGAAAAAUCUUUAAACUUUAUUUCCAUAGUUCCCACACAGUGCACAGUUCGACAGCGCCUAGGGUUAUGCUGACCUGGGGUUUGCUUUUCUUUGCUUUGUUCUCUUUUAACACAAAUUGAAUGUGUUUACUCGUACUUUUCCUUUAAACUUAAUUUUGACCCUCAAUCACUCAAUAUUAUUUUCGUCAAUUGUUGGAGAAAAAAUUGCACAUUGCAGCGUUCGGAUGGUUAGGUUAUAAGAUGAUGUAAUUAGGGAAAAAGAAAGCAACGGGAAGCAACGGGCAACGCAUGCCAGGUUUAGCUGAUAAGUAAGAAGUAGAUAAUAUAGCAACCGGGACGCAAUAAGGAUGCCUCGACUGAGUGGUGCAAUGGCUUCGAUGUUUGUCCGAGAAAAGUAUGCAUGUGUGUGUAUGCGUGUUCUAACAAAACUUUUUAAUUAUUUCUUCUAACCGAAACAAGCACUGCCGGCCUUUAAACGACCGAGCAGCGAAUUGAAUAAUUAUUUCAAAAAUAAUUUAAAGCAACGCUAUAAGCUCCAUUGGCAGACACAGUAGGAUAAUUUAGUAGAUUUAAUGUUUCCUUUCGACUUUUCAUUUCACUAUUCUGCAUCAUAGCAACGGUACACUAAUGAAUAUAGUGGGCAUUUGAGCCGCCGUUCAAUCAAAUAUCAGUUUACUGGCCCCAGGAAGCAUUCUUUUCCUUAAGAUUUUUCAUCAACUAUCUCCAUUCACUCGCGAACGGAGAGCACUAACACGAUUGAAAUUGUACAUUAAGGUAAAAUUUCCUAUUUUUUAAGCAUACUAGUACAUAAAAACAAGCUGAGUCAUGUCGGCAAGUGCUUUUCGGUGAAGAUGCCCUUUCAUUUGAUUUGAUCUGUACAAUAAACGGCUUACAGCAACAACUGAACAACUCCCCUUGGU